This is a messenger RNA of Vespula vulgaris, 2230 nucleotides long. Its product is annotated as cytochrome P450 4C1-like. The transcript is spliced from 14 exons. The record is from RefSeq and is a predicted model, not a curated record. Lineage: Eukaryota; Metazoa; Arthropoda; Insecta; Hymenoptera; Vespidae. Bases 366 to 1919 code for a protein of 517 amino acids. Gene Ontology annotation, molecular function: monooxygenase activity; heme binding; iron ion binding.
UGUAUAAUUUUUUCUUUGAGAAAAUAUAUGAAGCUGGAGGGAGAAUAAUUUAUUAGUGUCCAUCCUUCUAUGAAUAAUGCAAUUAUUGUCUCAUUGUAUAAAAAAAGAGAAACAAUUGACAUUAAGUUUGAAAACCAGUAAAAAUAAUGAAUGAUGUAUUCUCAUAAUUAUAUAUUGGAUUGAAGAUUAUGCAACACGAUGUUAUAAAGACUGUAGAUCCAUAUAUCUUAAAAUAAAAGUAUCGUACUCUUGCAGAAUUACUCAUUCAUCGUUCAGACCGUGAAGCGAUUGAGUGAUUUGUUUAUUUUGCCAGUGUCUUGAUUAAUUCUAUUACAAUAACUACAGGAAUUUAUAAACAAUAUAUAAUGUUUUUCACGAUCUUAUUGAGCUUCUUUACACUUCUAUUUGUAUUACAUUGCUUCAUAAGAUAUGGAAGAAUAGGAAGAAUCGCUAAUGGAAUUCCUGGACUGCAAGCAUUACCGGUAAUAGGAAAUUUAUAUCAUCUUCAAGUUGAUAACGAACACUUACUUGAAAAACUUUGGGAAAUUAAUAAGAAGUUUUCUCGAAUCCAUAGACUCUGGUCCUUUUCUUUUUCGUUAAUAAAUCUAUUUCAUCCGGAAGAUGUUGAGGCAUUAUUGAAGAGUACCCAACAUUUACACAAAAAAAUACCUUACGACUUUUUAAAACCUUGGCUUUGCAAUGGAUUAAUAACUGGUGCAGGCGAAACAUGGCAGCAGCGACGAAAAAUCUUGACACCUACCUUUCAUUUUAAUAUUCUUAAACACUUUAUCGUCACUUUUAAUGAAGAAGCACAGCAUCUUGUAACGUCGUUGAAAAAGGAAGGAAAAGGAGAUCCGAUCGUUAAAGAUCUACAGGAACUUAUACCCAAACAUACUUUAAAUGUGAUAUGCGAAACGGCUAUGGGAAUCAAUUUAAGAGGAAUGGGCGAAUUUGCAACUAAAUAUCGCGAAGCCGUUCAUACUUUCGGCAAAAACGCAAUCUAUAGAGUAACAAGACCUUGGUAUCACAUCGAUAUUAUAUUUGCAUUAUCGCAACGUGGUCGGCAACAAAAGGAAUUGUUAAAAACGCUUCAUGGUUUGUCGAGGAAGAUAAUAGCAGAAAGGAGACUUUUCCACGAACAAACUGAAAGAAAAUAUUUACAAAAUAUUGAAGAAAUGGAUGAGGGUCAAACUUUGUUAGAAAAAACUGACGAUUAUAAUAAGAAUCCGAUAUUCAAGAAAAAAUUGGCUAUGCUAGAUUUACUUAUUGCCGCUUCUCUGAAUGAUAAUAAAAUCGAUGAUGAAGGAAUUCGAGAAGAAGUCGAUACUUUUAUGUUCGCGGGUCACGACACUACGGCAAUGGCAUUGUGCUUUGCUUUGCUUCUUUUUGCAAAACAUAAAGAUGUUCAGGAACGUAUAAGAAAGGAAGUAAAUACGGUUAUGCAACAAAAUGAUGGUAAACUGACUAUUCCAAUGAUUCAAGAAUUUUCAUAUCUGGAAAGAUGUAUAAAAGAAUCACUUCGUUUGUAUCCAAGCGUUCAUACUAUAGCUCGUUAUAUGUUUAAUGAUAUGCAACUGAAGAAUUAUUUAAUCCCAAGUAAUACGAUCUGUAAAGUAAGUAUUUACAGUUUACAUAGAAAUCCAGAAUUUUGGCCAAAACCCGAUAUGUUCGAUCCGGAUAGAUUUUUACCGGAAAAUGUUAAGGGACGUAAUCCUUAUUCCUACGUCCCAUUUAGUGCAGGACCAAGAAACUGUAUAGGUCAGAAAUUUGCAAUGCUUGAGCUCAAACUCAUGGUAACUUACAUAUUGCACAACUUUUAUUUGGAACCUGUGGAUGAACUGGAUGACGUUAAAAUGAUAGGAGAUAUUAUUCUACGCUCGCCAAAACCACUUCGUGUCAAAUUUAUACCUAUAAAAUGACUGAAAUCGAAUUUUUCCAUAUUCCAUUUUCUCCAAAAUAAGAUAUAUUGGAAUUCUGCAAAAAAUAUUGGCAAGCCAUUUAUUAGCUACAACUGAAAGAUAGAUCUCGUACAUUUUUAAUAAGUACAAAUUUAAUCUAUAAACUCCUGCAAAUUUUUAUUAUUCGUAUGAUCGUUUCGUUGAUAAAAUCAAGGUGCGAAUAUAUCAAUACAUUGUUCUCAAGAUAAAAUAAUUUUGUCAACGUUAUAUAAAUAUAAAUAAAUAUUUUGUACUGGACAGUCGUAUCAGAUAGUAAACGAAAGAUAAUGGGA